Pistacia vera is the source of this 884-nucleotide messenger RNA. Its product is annotated as probable glutathione peroxidase 5. Gene Ontology annotation, biological process: response to oxidative stress. Bases 91 to 603 code for a protein of 170 amino acids. The transcript is spliced from 6 exons. Gene Ontology annotation, molecular function: glutathione peroxidase activity. The record is from RefSeq and is a predicted model, not a curated record. NCBI's taxonomy places the organism in Eukaryota, Viridiplantae, Streptophyta, Magnoliopsida, Sapindales, Anacardiaceae.
GUUGCAUAAAGCCAUAAACGUUGAACCUCCAAAAGAUAGAAGAGGAAACGAAAGCGAAGAAGCUAAAAAAUAGUUGCAUCUGAUACCCAGAUGGGGGCUUCUCCUUCAGUUCCACAGAAAUCAAUCCACGAGUUCACUGUCAAGGAUAGCAGAGGCAAAGACGUGGACCUCAGCAUUUACAAAGGGAAGGUCCUUCUUGUUGUCAACGUUGCCUCCAAAUGUGGCUUUACGGAUUCGAAUUACACCCAGUUGACUGAUCUCUAUAACAAAUACAAGGAUAAAGGUUUUGAAGUCUUGGCAUUUCCGUGCAACCAAUUUUUGAAGCAGGAGCCUGGGUCGAGCGAGGAGGCUCAAGAAUUUGCGUGUACAAGAUACAAGGCUGAAUAUCCAAUUUUUCAAAAGGUACGUGUCAAUGGUCCAACUACUGCACCUGUCUACAAAUUUCUCAAAGCAAAUUCUUCUGGAUUCUUUGGGUCCAGGAUAAAGUGGAACUUUACCAAGUUUUUGGUUGAUAAGGAAGGGCAUGUCAUUGGUCGCUAUGGCACAACAACUCCUCCCAUGGCAAUUGAGGCUGACAUAAAGAAAGCUCUGGGAAAUGUUUAAGUAAUAUAUGAUUAUGGUUAAUCAAAUUCGGUUGAAGUCCUGAUAAGUUAUCCGAUGACUGAUGUAGCUUUUUUUUUUUUUUUUUUGGUUAAGUGAGUGAUGUAGCUUUUGUAUUGCCUUACAUAUUAUGUUUUAUUCCUGUCUUGUCUUCUGUUUUUGUUCAAGUGUGUAUUUCCUGUAUAAUAUAACUGAUAAACUUCCAAAUUGUUUGUACACUGAGGUUGUAAAGAUAUUAGCCUGGUGAAAUAAGUGAUAGUGUAUAUACUGUUUGUUUUGUAAAA